GAAUGUUACUUUGAGUAGUGAGCAGUAUCCUGGUCUGGUGAGGGGAAGAUAUGGAGUAAUCUCGGAUACAGAUAUACAGGCCUUCAAUAAUAUUCUUGAUACAGGUAGAGUGCUGACCGACACUGAUGAAUUAGAAGGAUAUAAUGUAGACUGGUUAAGGACUGUCAAAGGUCAAAGCAGAUGUGUUUUGAAACCGAGGAGCACAGAAGAGGUUUCAGAAAUAUUAUCGUACUGCAAUAAACAAAGAUUAGCUGUUGUUCCUCAGGGUGGGAACACUGGUUUAGUUGGUGGUUCAGUUCCAGUUUUUGACGAGAUUAUUCUCUCAUCUCAGCUCAUGAAUAAGAUUAUAAAUAUAGAUGAGGACACCGGGGCAACUGUUUGUCAGGCUGGAGUAGUGCUAGAGAACCUGGAUACUGAGGUAGCUAAACAUGGUUUAAUGGUUCCUCUGGAUCUAGGAGCCAAGGGAUCAUGUCAUAUUGGGGGCAAUGUUUCAACUAAUGCUGGAGGACUUAGACUACUCAGAUAUGGAAGCUUGCAUGGAUCAGUGUUAGGUGUAGAAGCUGUUCUAGCCAAUGGAGAGGUUAUAGAUUGUUUGACUACCCUUAAGAAGGAUAAUACUGGGUAUGAUCUAAAGCAGUUGUUUAUUGGUUCGGAGGGAACUCUGGGCUUCAUUACAAAGGUUGCCAUCUCUUGUCCCACUCGACCAAAAUCAAUCAAUCUUGCUUUACUAGCUGUUCCAUCUUUUGAGGGCGUGAUAACUGUGUUUAAGAACGCCAAGUGUAGCUUAGGAGAAAUAUUAUCAUCUUGUGAGUUUAUGGACACUGCAGCCAUGGAAUGUGUGACAGGUCAGCUAAAAAGUCAAUCGCCCACCAUUUUACAUCAUUUUACUAUUUAUGUAUUGUUAGAGACAAGCGGGAGCAACUCUAAUCAUGAUGAGGAGAAACUAAACCAGUUCUUAGAGAACAUGCUGGGAACAGGAACAGUAACAGAUGGAACAGUGGCAGUUGUUCCAUCCAAGCAGAGGGAUAUCUGGCAGCUUAGGGAAAGAGUAGCAGAAUCCCUACUUUUAGAUGGAUAUUGCUACAAGUAUGAUAUAUCCCUACCCCUCUCUGUAUUCUACAAUGCUGUGCUUGAUAUGCGCAAAAGACUGGGGGAUAAAAUGAUCCGAUGCCUGGGUUACGGUCAUGUUGGGGAUGGCAAUCUUCACCUCAAUGUUACUACAAAGGAGUACUCUAAGGAGGUUCAUGAUUUGAUAGAACCCUUUCUCUACGAAUGGACUGCUAACUACAGAGGAAGUAUCUCUGCUGAGCAUGGUUUAGGGUUUAAGAAGAGAAACUAUAUAGGAUUCUCUAAAUCUCAGCCUGCUAUACAACUCAUGAAAAACAUCAAACAGGUUAUGGAUCCCAGAUGUAUUCUGAACCCCUACAAGGUUCUUCCAGAUUGAUAAAAUAUAAAUUAAUAAGUUUAUUAUUUGUUAAUAUGUACAGGGUAAAAUAUAAAGUAAAUGGUU
This is a messenger RNA of Eurytemora carolleeae, 1510 nucleotides long. It is a transcript of the gene D2hgdh, whose product is annotated as D-2-hydroxyglutarate dehydrogenase, mitochondrial. Lineage: Eukaryota; Metazoa; Arthropoda; Copepoda; Calanoida; Temoridae. Gene Ontology annotation, cellular component: mitochondrion. The record is from RefSeq and is a predicted model, not a curated record. Gene Ontology annotation, molecular function: FAD binding; catalytic activity.